Messenger RNA from Saccharomyces paradoxus, 4260 nucleotides. RefSeq names its product Ssn2p (gene SSN2). Gene Ontology annotation, biological process: regulation of transcription by RNA polymerase II. Gene Ontology annotation, cellular component: mediator complex. Gene Ontology annotation, molecular function: transcription coregulator activity. The record is from RefSeq and is a predicted model, not a curated record. Bases 1 to 4260 code for a protein of 1419 amino acids. Lineage: Eukaryota; Fungi; Ascomycota; Saccharomycetes; Saccharomycetales; Saccharomycetaceae. The transcript has a single exon.
AUGAGUUCUGACGCUUCCACAUACAGACUUGAGGAUGUCUUAUCCAGCUUCUACAGAGUAGAGAAAAUUAAAAAGAUCAACUAUCACCAGUACAUUUCUAAAACACAAAGUGAUCAAUGGUCUAUUCAAAUGGAAUUCAUGUUGCGGAAGCAGGACCCAAAGAAUCUAGUUGCACUGCUUUCGAGGGAUUUGUGGUGCUUCAGUAUAAAUGAUGAUCCGGUACCGACACCUCCCGUGAUAGAACAUAAACCAGUGAGCCCAGAUAAAGUCGGGACUUUCACUGCCGAUUAUUCUAAGCCAAACUUACCGCCACAUUAUGCUCUUUUUUUAAAAGCUCUAAGAAGAAAAAUUUACAUUAAUUUGGCAUUAGGCUCACACAAUAAGCUGAUACAAUUUGGGAAUGCCUGCAUAUCAUUGAGCGGAGCGCCGAAUUAUCUCGUUCAGUUAGAACCACACCUUUUUGUAAACGGAGACCUCACAAUAUCGUUAUGUGCUAAGAAUAUGGGCUUAGUACCGAUGAAGGAGGAGAAUUUAGAAGAAUCUUUUCUUCUAAAACAUGCACUUUAUUUAGCACCAUCUGGAAUAAGGAUGCAUUUAGUGCCUGCUUCCAAGCAAGGAUACUUGAUCAAGCCACCAAAGCAUACUGAGCUUCUCUUGACGACGUUAAGUGUAUCUCAUGGUAUAAACUUGCAGAAUAAAAAAAAUUUGAAAUGGGUUGCUGUUAUUCCUGACUUGGGGCACCUUAACGGCCACACACCUACUAUAGCUUCAUAUUUAACUCCACUACUUGAAGCCAAAAAACUGGUAUGGCCAUUGCAUUUAAUCUUCGCUCAGCCAGUAUCCGAUAUAGAAAAUUCUGCUUCCGGAGAUCCAUCAGAAUUUCACAGCUUGCAAGAUGCACUCGAUGCUAUUGACGAUUUUAUACAAUUAAAGCAAACAGCUGCCUAUAGGACUCCAGGAAGCUCUGGGAUUUUGAGCAGUAACAUUGCUGGUACAAAUCCCUUAAGCUCAGAUGGUGCAUAUACAGAACAGUUUCAACAUUAUAAGAACAACUCAAUCAGUUCUCAACCCGCUUCUUAUCAUUCUGUUCAAGAGACUAAUAAGAUAUCUCCAAAAGACUUCUCCCCUAAUUUCACAGGCAUUGAUAAAUUGAUGCUAUCACCAAGCGAUCAAUUUGCUCCAGCUUUCUUGAAUACUCCUAAUAAUAACAUCAAUGAGAAUGAACUAUUUAAUGAUAGAAAACAGACUACAGUAUCGAAUGAUUUGGAAAACAGCCCACUAAAAACUGAGCUGGAGAUGAAUGGCAGAUCACUGGAAAAGAUUAAUAAUUCUGUGAGCAAGACAGGAAGCGUAGACACUAUUCCUAAUAAAGAGGGAACACUGGAACAACAAGAACAAACCGAAAAUUUGUCAAGUGAUAAAAGUGACUCUAUGGUAGAUAAAGAAUUGUUUGGUGAGGAUGAGGACGAGGAUUUAUUUGGCGAUAGCAAUAAAUCGAAUUCUGCAAAUGAAUCCAACAAAAGUAUAUCUGAUGAAAUUACCGAAGAUAUGUUCGAAAUGUCUGAUGAAGAAGAAAACAAUAAUAAUAAAAGCAUUGACAGUAAUAACAAGGAAAUGCGUUCUGAUCUUGGUAAAGAUAUGCCAUUUUUUCCGCCAUCUGAGAAACCAAAUAUUCGUACAAUGAGCGGAACAACAAAAAAAAUAAAUGGAAAGAGAAAGUAUUUGGAUAUUCCGAUAGAUGAAAUGACAUUGCCCACUAGUCCGUUAUAUAUGGACCCGGGUGCGCCACUUCCUGUAGAAACACCUCGCGAUAGACGUAAAAGUGUGUUCGCUCCGCUGAAUUUUAACCCUAUAAUAGAGAACAAUGUUGAUAAUAAAUACAAAUCCGGAGGGAAAUUUUCGUUUAGUCCGUUACAAAAGGAGGAAGCAUUGAACUUUGAUAUUUCCACAGCAGAUCUUUCUAGCUCUGAAGAAGAAGAGGAUGAUGAAGAAGAGAAUGGUAGCAGUGAUGAGGACCUCAAGUCAUUGAACGUUCGCGACGACAUUAAGAUUUCCGAUAACAUCAGUGCCAAUAAUAAUAUUCAUGAGCCCCAAUACAUAAAUUAUUCUUCGAUCCCAAGUCUACAAGAUUCAAUCAUAAAGCAAGAAAAUUUCAAUUCGGGAAACGAUGCUAACAUCGUUGGAAACAAGGAGGGAUUUAAUUCUAUUUGGAAGAUUCCUCAAAAUGAUAUACCACAGACGGAGUCACCACUAAAGACUGUUGAUUCAUCUAUUCAACCCAUAGAAACCAAUAUGAAGUUGGCCCUCGAAGAUAACAAUGUCACCAGUAAUCCGUCCGAAUUUGCGUCGAAUACGGUAAAUUCAGAAAUUUCUAACCUACCAAAAGACAAGAGCGGGAUCCCUGAAUUUACACCGGCGGACUCCAAUUUACCCAUUGAAUCAUCAAGUAGCUUACCCUUUCUAUUGAGACACAUGCCGCUAGCGUCUAUACCGGACAUUUUCAUUACGCCUACUCCAGUUGUUACGAUAUCAGAAAAGGAACAAGAUAUUCUAGAUUUAAUUGCGGAACAAGUGGUCACUGACUAUAAUAUUUUGGGAAACCUAGGAAUCCCGAAGAUUGCUUAUAAAGGAGUGAAAGAUUGCCAAGAAGGUUUAGUAACAACUACGAUGUUGCAGUUAUUUUCCACUUUCGAUAGGUUAAACGGCAAUGAUACGAUCUCCAAAUUCUACAAUAUGAAGCAGCCGUACGUUUUUGUGAAGAAACAUCACGAACUAAUCAAAGUUAAACAUGACUCUCAACCAUUUAUUAAGUUUCUCAAUUUCCGCCCCCCAAACGGCAUAAAAAACUUCAAAUCUUUAUUAUUGAGCUCAUCUUUCAAAGAAGAUUGUCUGUCAUUUGCACCAACUCUAUCUCAAACAUAUAUUAAUCAAGAAUUAGGGUUUUGCGAGCUGCUUAAACUAACCAAUGAAGAUCCACCCGGACUAAUGUAUUUAAAGACAUUCGAUAAAAAUAAGUUAUUAUUGCUAGCUGCACAGAUUGUUUCAUACUGUUCUAAUAAUAAGAACUCCAUCAAAAGUGUACCACCAAUAUUGAUAAUAUUACCCUUGAAUAAUGCAACUCUGACCGAAUUAGUGGACAAGGCGAACAUUUUCCAAGUGAUCAGGAACGAAGUUUGUGCCAAGAUGCCCAACAUUGAACUAUUUUUGAAAGUUAUUCCUAUGGACUUUAUUAGAAAUGCACUGGUGACAGUGGAUCAGUAUGUUGAUGUAGCAAUUUCUAUAUAUAACAUGUUACCGCCAAAGUCCAUAAAGUUCACUCACAUUGCGCAUACUUUACCAGAAAAAGUAAAUUUCAGAACCAUGCAGCAACAGCAAAAGCAACAGCAGCAACAGCAGCAACAGCAGAAUAACAGUACAGGAUCAUCUUCUAUAAUCUAUUAUGACUCGUACAUCCACUUGGCGUAUUCGCGUAGUGUAGAUAAAGAGUGGGUUUUUGCAGCUCUGUCAGAUAGCUAUGGGCAGGGCAGUAUGACGAAAACCUGGUACGUCGGGAAUUCCAGGGGAAAAUUUGACGACGCAUGUAACCAAAUAUGGAAUAUGGCUCUAAAUUUGGCGUCUAAAAAAUACGGAAAAAUAUGUCUAAUUUUAACUAGAUUGAAUGGCAUACUACCAGAUGACGAAUUAAUGAAUUGGAGAAGACUAUCCGGCAGAAAUAUACAUCUUGCUGUGGUAUGCGUUGAUGACAACUCUAAAAUCUCAUUCAUUGAUGAGGAUAAAUUAUAUCCUAGCUUCAAGCCGAUCUACAAAGAUACCAGGUUUGGAGGGCGCAUGGAUAUGACCAGAUUAGACGACUAUGAAAUAAGGGACAUAGACCAGGACAUCCAUGGUGUAGUAUUCCAGCACCCAUUUCCUCUGGCGCAUUCACAGCAUCGCUGUGCUAUCAGGAGUGGUGCCUUGAUCAAAUUCAAGAAAUGCGACGGCGAUACCGUUUGGGACAAAUUCGCAGUCAACCUCCUGAACUGUCCACAUUCUGAUAGCACGCAAUUGCUGGAAACCAUCCUAGAAGAGUUUCGCAAUCUAGCUGCCCUAAACGUGUGGUACGGCCUCUCUGAUGGCGCAGAUGGUCACAUCCCAUGGCAUAUCCUAGCCGUGAAAAAAAUGAUGAACACUCUUGUGCACACCAGAGUCAAAAUUGCUAAUACUACCACCGCCACUGGUCAUACCGCCCCUUCUUCAUCAAUUACUCUCUUGGAUAAAUAA